UCACUACCCCAACUCAUCUCGCAUACCCGGACAUAAGCCUUCUUGCGCUGCGCGAUCGCAACUACCCUCAAUUACUACCCGAUCCUUCACCAUAUAGACCGACCCACCUUCUCAAAAUGUUGAUCAAAGUCCGUACCCUCACCGGCAAGGAGAUUGAACUCGAUAUCGAGCCCGACUACAAGGUCUCCCGCAUAAAAGAACGCGUCGAAGAGAAAGAGGGCAUCCCCCCGGUCCAGCAGCGACUGAUCUUCGGUGGCAAGCAGAUGGCCGACGACAAGACCGCCGCAGAAUACAACCUCGAAGGUGGCGCCACACUACACCUGGUCCUCGCGCUUCGUGGUGGUUUUUAAAAGCGAC
This is a messenger RNA of Aspergillus fijiensis CBS 313.89, 357 nucleotides long. Its product is annotated as NEDD8 family protein RUB1. Gene Ontology annotation, biological process: regulation of proteolysis; protein neddylation; modification-dependent protein catabolic process. Gene Ontology annotation, cellular component: cytoplasm; nucleus. Gene Ontology annotation, molecular function: ubiquitin protein ligase binding; protein tag activity. NCBI's taxonomy places the organism in Eukaryota, Fungi, Ascomycota, Eurotiomycetes, Eurotiales, Aspergillaceae. The transcript is spliced from 4 exons. Bases 117 to 350 code for a protein of 77 amino acids. The record is from RefSeq and is a predicted model, not a curated record.